Molecule: messenger RNA, 3372 nt
Organism: Microsporum canis CBS 113480
Lineage: Eukaryota; Fungi; Ascomycota; Eurotiomycetes; Onygenales; Arthrodermataceae
Exons: 3
Coding region: 1-3372 (1123 amino acids)
Biological process (GO): protein secretion
Source: RefSeq, a predicted model, not a curated record
AUGGGGGAUAAUACGAAAUUUAAGACAGCUUUUGAGGCUACUGUUUUAUUUCUGCGACCAAAAAAUCCGGGCCUUUCGCUUGUGGAAUCCCUAGUAAAGAGUCUACCGGAAAAUUAUGAAGUUAGUAGAAGUUCUAGGGAAAGGGUGAUACGGCGGAGCCUCGACCUGUUAGCAGAUAUCCACCAAGCUUUCAUUCAACCGGAUCAGCCCGAAGAACCUCUAGAUGGCCGGAACACGGGCCUCGAGGAUGCAAAGAGACGGCGAGUUCUCUAUGCUCUACUUGACCUUAUUUCUCUGGAAGGGAUUUAUCCGUCACUAUCACCAGGUGCUGGCAUCCCCUUAGAAAAAAGAGUGAUUUCUAGCCUUCCCACUGGUGUGGUGGCUAAGCAAGAUGGACCAGGAGCAAUGCCAUCUUCACAAGGGGAAGCCCUUCUUCUUCAUAUACUCAUGUCAUUGCGAGAAAUACUUCAAGAUAAUAACUCCUCAAUCCAAUCAAUCAUCCUGGGGAGACUGUUGUCGGACUUGGUCUCUGGAACCGCGGAACUUUCCUUCCAUUCCCAAUCUAUCUCUCAGCUGGAAGUUGAACGUUGUAGGGCCAUGUUCCUUGAGAUUACUAAAGAUACCCCCACCCCGAUUCUACUCCCAGUACUUACAUCAUUUCUACAGCCUACUUCUGCUCCCUGGCUUAAAGACCCGAUUUCAUCAGUUCUUUCAAAAAUACCCCUUCGCAAGGAAGGUGUUUUCCAAACAAUUACCUUUCUUGCGUCUCAGUUCUCUCCCGAGGCGCCCACGACACCCGAGUCUACUGGACCUCCCAUUACUGCACAGGCGAUUAUGCAAUCUUCGCGAAUUCUCUCAAGUAUACCUCGCGGGGUAUCGCCAGAAUACUUCCUUACCAAUGUUGGGCCUAAGCUCCUCUCCCUUUUAGAUGGAGACGAUAUGGAUCUAAGAAAGACAGCAUCGUAUAUCAUAGGAAAUGGCAUCUUGCCGAAACGCCCUAUUGGUGCUCCAGGUACUAUCGGCUUUACUAUAUUUAUCAAACCCAUCUUUGACGCAUUUCAUGGGAUUAUUGGAGAGUCAUCCACUCGGUGGCUCCGCAGGUUUAAUCGGGAUGGAUCACCAGUUAAUACCGUGGAAGCUAGCGGCAACCCGAAUAGUCCUACUCUGGCAGAUACACAUCAACUAUCUCUAUCUCUAGCCCGCUUGACAUCCUUGAUUGUGUUACACCCCAAUCCUGCUCUAGUAAAACGGUUAAUUGGACCUGUAAUGCUUCCGCUCUGGGGACUGCAUUGGUGCGCAGAGUCAAAAAACAAUAAAGAGUGUGCAGAGCAAACGUUUACCCUUCUACAGAAUUUUUUCAGCAUAUCUUCUGGGAAAUCGAGAUUUGAACGACUAAUCCGGAAUAUUAUGUGGGAUGGCGGGGAGACGUGGACUUACAAGCAUGACAUAAGCCGUGGAAUAUUUGUAGCAAAGCGUGAACAUUCAACUCCAGAGCGUUUUGAUAUCAUACAAAUGGUUGGGAAUAUCGACGAGCGGGUUGAUUUACUUUUAAAUUUUAUAGGGAUUGACCCCCAACGAGAAACACACAUUGGAGAAAUUUUCCUCUUCGUUAGUCGUAACUGGCUCACAGGGGAUCGCGAAUGCUCUGAUAAUCAAACACCAGUGACAUUUUCAGAUGAUACCCUACCAGGUCUACACAAGGUAAUAUUUGCAAAAAUUGCUGAAAAGCUCAUCAGUCAGCAUCAGGAUAUUUUAUGUCGCCGAUUGGACCAAAUACUGGAACUUGUUAAUCAACUGAUCGAUAGUGAAAUGCAAUUGAAUAAGGGAAGAAAUAACAAGAUAGAUACCACCAAUCCUACCCUACAGUCAAUCGGCAACAUAGUUGAGAACUCCAAGAAAGGCUCGGAUCCUGCAGACACAGCCGAAUCACCCGAACCACUAUCUGCUGCACUCAGUUUGCUAUCCACUCUCUUAAUAUCUUCCGACUUGCAGAUUGGUGAUGAUAUGCGCCCAGUACUUGGGGUAACAAAAGUGAAAAUAGAUGAACUUCUUCCAUUUAUCUCUCCAACGUUAAAACAGCCAGCAACGACGGUAUCUACGCUUAUCGAAUUCGUUGUUGCUGGGGUUUUAACCCCAGAUAUUAGGAAGCCCAGGGAUAUACCCAGGCUACGGCAUGCGUCCGACAUAGAGGCUCAUCGGCAUGCUCUUGACAGCCUGAAUUCGCCGUUACCUCCAGUCCAAGUCGAGGGACUUUCGUUAUUAUCCAGACUAAUAAAGAAGGCAUCACCGGUUCUCGAUAUCCCAGCCACGCUGACGCUACUGUUAUCCGUAAUCCUAGAAGAUAGCUCUAACUCUAAUGAUGAGUUUGUCUACCUGAAUGUGAUUAAACUUAUCGGCAUUCUUGCCUCAAGACAUCCCAGCACAGCCAUAAGAACUCUUGCAGAGCGAUAUAAAGACAAUAAUGAAGACGCCACAUUAGACCAGAGACUUCGGAUCGGUGAGGCUCUUCUCAGGACUGUCCAGGAGCUAGGAGAUGCUUUGGUAGGCGAUACUGCCCAGUUCCUGGGAGAUACAAUGAUAGCAGUGGCUGGGAGACGAGGGAUAAAACCUAAAGCCAAUGAGAGGAGGAUUGGGGGUGCAGAAGGACAGGACCUAGAGAAUGAUCAAACCAAAAGGAACAUUGAAGGCCUGGGAGAGGAUGCUGCGGAUUUAAUAAACCAAAUGGGUCAGCACACAGAGACGGAGCCAGAGGAUCCAGUGAAAACCGCUCAUUCUAAUAAAAUUCUCCAGGCCUGGGCGUCUGGCGCGGCCUCAGAUGAAAACCCGGAUGACCUGCGCAUUCGUACCUCAGCCAUGUCUAUACUGGCAGUUGCCAUUCAAACGAAUUUAUCUGGCUUAGGGCAACAAGUCAUCUCCGCUUCUGUCGAUAUGGCACUUUCCACGCUGAAUUUAGAACCCGGUCCUGAAAACGCAAUCAUCCGCCGCGCGGCGAUUGUACUCCUCCUCGACAUAAUAAAGUCAUUAGACAAAGCUAUGGAGUUGGGUUCUGACCCGGGUUUCACUUUUUCGCAGUCCACUUCUGCCUAUGGCCCACGUGUUGACAUCACAAAGACUACGAUUGGAAAUAUUCCUGACAUCCUUCGAGUUCUGAAUUUCAUAGAAAGCAAAGAAACAGAUAUGAUUGUUCGUGGACAUGUACGAAUACUGAUCGAGAGCUUAGAGGUAUGGACUGAAAAAUCGAUUCUACGUGGCAUCGGCGCGGGCGCCCAACCCCAAUUGGAGCUUGGUGAUAGACUUGCCGGUUUGGAUAUUGAUCCAUUUUCCAACACAUCUGGAAUCAGAAGACGCCCCCAGAUUGAAGAAAUAGAAUAG